Molecule: messenger RNA, 1038 nt
Organism: Symbiodinium necroappetens
Lineage: Eukaryota; Dinophyceae; Suessiales; Symbiodiniaceae
Source: the annotation of a GenBank genome assembly
AUGAUAACCAACAAGGUUUACUUCGAUGUGACCAUUGGCGGCAAGAAGACCGGCCGCAUCGUCAUGGGCCUGUACGGCAAGAAGGUCCCAAAAACCGUGGAGAACUUCCGUGCCCUUUGCACGGGCGAGAAGGGUUUUGGCUACAAGGGCUCCAAAUUCCACAGGGUCAUCAAGCCUUUCCGCUUUCAAACAAUGGCGCUGACAACCCCUCUGACAGAGCUCUUCAAGAUCAAGCACCCUGUAAUGUUGGCGGGCAUGGCCGGUGCUGCCGGGCCAGAGCUGGCCGCUGCCGUCACAAACGCAGGAGGUUUGGGCAACAUCGGUGGCGUCGGCUACACGCCCGAAGCAUUGCGCAAGACCAUUGGGAUGCUGAAGAAGGAGCUGAAGGACAAGAAUGCACCUUUUGGAGUGGACUUGCUACUGCCGCAGGUCGGAGGCGGAGCUCGGAAAACCAACAAGGACUACACAGGCGGAACUCUGCCGCAGCUGGUAGACAUCAUCAUUGAGGAGAAGGCAGCACUGUUCAUUUGCGCUGUCGGUGUGCCGCCCAAGUGGGCCGUGGACAAGUUUCACAACGCCGGCAUUCCCGUUAUGAACAUGAUCGGCGCUGUGAAGCACGCUGACAAGGCUGUGGAAGCAGGCGUCGACAUCAUUUGCGCUCAGGGUGGCGAGGGCGGUGGCCACACAGGUGACACAGCCACGGCCAUCUUGCUGCCCAAGGUGGUCGAUGCCGUGCGGGGGAAGAAGUCCCCGCUGACCGGAGCGCCUAUCCAGGUUGUGGCAGCAGGCGGUAUCUUCGACGGACGUGGAUUGGCCUCGGCACUGGCCAUGGGCUGCACAGGCGUUUGGGUGGGCACGCGCUUCAUUUGCUCAGAUGAAGCCGGUGCUGGUCCCUUUCACAAGCAGCGCAUCAUGGACGCGGGCUUUAGCGACACCCUCCGAACCACAAUCUACACUGGCCGUCCGAUGCGAGUGCUGAAGACCCCGUACGUUCAGGACUGGGAGCAGAAUCGAACGAAGGAGAUGAAGGAACUCCAG